GGUGCACCUCCGAAUCACGCGUCCACUAACGGUAACCUCUCACUCGUCUCGCCACCACCGCCGCCUAGCCUGGACACACUCACGAAUCUCCAUUUUCCUCUUCUCGAUCUCACUCUCCUUAGCUCUAAACAGGCUCCUGUGAAAAUUCAUUUCGUUGUUCAGAGGACCAAUUCGUCACACUUCCUUCUCCGGCCACCACUUCUCAUUCACGUUCAGAGGACCAAUUCGUCACACUGCCUCCGACUCUCACGCCACCACCGCGUCCGCUUCGUCACGCCACCACUUCUCCUUCGUGUUUCAUCACUUCUUUCCAUUUCUCAGAUCUGUAAAAAGAUAGCAAGCAAUUAGUAUAAGAAGAAAAGGGUAACAAGCAAUCUGCAGAUACACCUUCUGAAGAUUGUCCUAGGAUGUGCAAGAGCCGGUUUACAAAGAGUAGCAUGAAGGGCUAUCCUUUGAAAGAUAUAUAUGCUGCACUUGGACACACAAAGGUUAUUAACAGUGUGUUGGUGCCAACUGUGGGUGAGGAAAUCAUGCUGGCUCGUAUAAUUGAUGAGGAGCGAGAGUAUCAUUGUGAGGGAAGCACAAGUGAUACUUGGAACCACUGGCUAAAUGUGAAGCAGAAGAAUAUAUUUUGGAAAGAGCUAUACGACUUAGAUGUUGCUGCACGAGUGUUUAAAAAAAAGAAGGACAAAGAAAAGGUGACGUUUUUAGAAGAUUCGUCUUCUAAAUCUGGGUUGGAGAGCUUGAAAGCUCUGGAAGAAAAGAUUUUGGGGGCCAUGAGUGAAGGGUUUUUUGGUCUUAAAUCAGUGGUGGAGGCAAAGCUGGGUGAUAUGGAUGUGAGGAUGAGUAAAUUUGAAAAGAACCAGCGCCAACUUAGAAGAAGGGCUAAGAAAAUAGAAGAAAAGCUGACUUCUAUUGAGAGCAACAAAAAUGAGGAGAGGAACUAUGGUGAAGAUAUGGAUUUUGGAUGGGAUGAUAGAGAUUAUGGUAGAGCUGAAGGGAAGGAAAACAGUGAGAAGGCUAAGGAAGACAAGGAAAACAAUGAGUCUGGCGAGGAAAAGGAUGUGGUCUCGGGUGGGGAAAACAGUAAGGAUGGUGAGAAAGAAAACAAUGAGAAGGGUGAAGAAGAGAAAGACCAAGAACCUGAAAAAGACAAAGAAAACAGUGACUCUGUUGAGAAAGGCGAAGAAUACGUGGAGGAAUCAGAUGGAGAAAGUUCUCUGUUAAGGCUUCAGGAAAGAGUGAGAGUGCAAGCGGAAGAAUUUUGGAGGACAAUUGAUGAUGAGUCUGAGGCUGGGGAAGAGGUUGAGAAAGAGGGUGAGGAAUAGGCUGAGAAAGAUGUUCAAGAAGAGAAAGAGGGUGAGAAA
Brassica oleracea var. oleracea is the source of this 1367-nucleotide messenger RNA. RefSeq lists its product as uncharacterized. The transcript has 2 exons. NCBI's taxonomy places the organism in Eukaryota, Viridiplantae, Streptophyta, Magnoliopsida, Brassicales, Brassicaceae. The record is from RefSeq and is a predicted model, not a curated record. The coding region runs from base 408 to 1328 and encodes 306 amino acids.